Messenger RNA from Pogona vitticeps (central bearded dragon), 1948 nucleotides. Its product is annotated as retinol dehydrogenase 8. Lineage: Eukaryota; Metazoa; Chordata; Lepidosauria; Squamata; Agamidae. Gene Ontology annotation, molecular function: estradiol 17-beta-dehydrogenase [NAD(P)+] activity. The record is from RefSeq and is a predicted model, not a curated record. Gene Ontology annotation, cellular component: cytosol; cytoplasm. Gene Ontology annotation, biological process: estrogen biosynthetic process.
AUGGCUCAAAAAACUGUGCUCAUCACCGGUUGUUCCUCAGGAAUUGGGUUGGCAUUGGCAAUCAAAAUGGCUACUGAUGAACAGAAAAGAUUCAAAGUAUAUGCCACAAUGAGGAACCUGGCCAAAAAGGACAACCUUGUAGAAGCUGCUGGCAAUACCGUUGGGAACACCUUAGAGAUCAAACAACUGGAUGUCUGCAGUGAAGAAUCAAUUAAGAUGUGUGUCAGCAGCAUCCCAAACAGAAAAAUUGACAUCCUAGUUAGUAAUGCUGGCAUGGGACUCAUUGGACCAAUUGAAUGCCAAACUAUUGAAGAGAUGCAGAAUGUGAUGGAUACAAAUUUCUUCGGACUGGUCCGACUGCUGAAGGAGAUUUUACCUGAUAUGAAAAAAAGGAAGAGUGGGCAUAUCAUAAUUAUUAGCAGUGUUAUGGGAAUACAAGGCAUUUUAUUCAAUGAUGUUUAUGCUGCAUCUAAAUUUGCAGUGGAAGGAUUCUGUGAAAGUUUAGCCAUACAGGCACUCAAGUUUAAACUUAAGCUAACUCUGAUAGAACCAGGCCCAGUGCUCACAGAAUUUGAAAAGAAGGUUUUCGAAGAUGGAAUGAAAAUGGAUCUUUCAGCCACCGAUGAGGAAACAGCAGACAUGUUUGUAAAUAUUUACCUGAAAAAUUACAAGCAAAUUUUCGAGACCUUAGGACAAACAGCUGGUGACAUAGCAGAGCAUACGGUAAAAAUAAUUCUGGCAGAAAAUCCACCUUUCCGUCACCAGACCAACGCAUUAUACACUCCCAUGACAACGCUGAAAUAUGCUGACCCCAAUGGAGACCUUCCAAUUGACACCUUCUACAAGAUGGUUUUUCAGCAUGACAAGAUAUUCAGUGCAAGCCUUAACUUCAUUAAAUUGCUGAGAUGGAAAAGCAAAAAAUCCUUUGACUUGGGAGGGACAUCUUCCCAGUGAAGAAGGAUUUCAGUGGGUUCUUUGGGAGGUCGCUCACUUCCUCUGCAGAAAGAAUUUCUGGGUAGAGGAAGAGGCAACAAAAGCAUCUGAAGUGGCCCUGGCGGAAUUUUUAUUUGAGAAUGUGCUUCCAACUUGCAGGCAUUAGUUUCUGAUCUUACCUCCUAUUUAGUCUCAUAUUCUACUACAAUACUGAAUAAUACAAGCAUAAAUAUGCCAUUUCAACCACCCAUGAAGUAAACAAGUGAAUCUGUAGGACCUGCCUGUCACAGCUGUGGGCCACCUUGAGGUUAAAAAAACAAAUAAGUGUGUACAUUCAUGAAUGUUACAUGGCAAAGGGAGAAGGGUUAAGCCUUCCUAAUCAGUUAUGGUACUACUCCAGAGAGUUAUUUUGCCCACAAACACAGAUUUAAAAAAAAUGAAAAGAAUUUCCACCCAGAAGCCCAAUACACAUCUCAUGAGGUCUUUUUGACCCUAGCCUGUGUCUUUUCCGUUUUCUCAACAUAAUCCUCUUAUAGGCACUUUACUGUAUCUCAUCUUCACGAUGAAAUGAACCACCUUAAAUGUUGCUUCCACCCAUAUCGCCUUCUUGCUUUUGUGAGGAUUUUGUAUUUGCUGCCUCCAUGGCUGGUGAACUCGUGGCUUUUCAUAUAUUGUUGGUCUCCCAAUUCCCCUGAGCCCUUGAUAGCAUGGCAAAUUGCAAGGAAUGAUGGAAGCAGUAUCUGCUGAACAUCUGGAAUGUCAUAGGUCCCUUAGCUCUACCCUGUCAGAAGCAAAGUCCACUGUUCCCCUGCAGCUGUUAAAAAGUAGCUUCAUACCUAACUUUUGUUUACAGACCUGAAUUUCCAUUUUGGAUUUUACAUUAAUUCUAUAAUCUUACAUAGAUAUAAUCUGCAUUGUACUUGCACUGUGAAGCCCUAAUUUUUAUUUUCAUUUCAAAGGGAUUGUGAUGAAAUGUUGGAGUGAGUUGCACCCAUUGACCCCAAUUCAGCUGUAU